AUGACUGAUAUCAAACGUAAUUAUUCAGACGUAAUGUCUUACUCCCUUGAAUCACCAGGAGACGAUGAAAAUGACCAGAAAAAGCUUCAUACGAAGCCAGGUAGAAAACCAAUCGAAACCGAGCCCAAGUCGAAGCGUACAGCACAAAAUAGAGCUGCUCAAAGGGCUUAUAGAGAAAGAAAAGAACGCAAGAUGAAAGAAUUGGAGGACAAAGUGAAACUAUUGGAAGACGAAAAUGUGAAAGCAAUGACUGAAACUGAUUUUUUGAAAGCGCAAGUUAGCAUCUUAAAGAGCGAGUUGAUCAAGUAUACAGGGUCAACCGAUCUUCUGGAUUUAAAUCUUCCCAAAACCGUUGGUCAUUUGAGUAAUCCUAAUCCUAGUCCUAACCCUAAGCCAAGCAAUGUUAGCUUAUCACCACAAGAUAAUAAUGAGAGCUCUUCGGGGACUUCGAAGGGUUCAGUUUCAGAUAAGGCUUCAACACACUCAUCAAUAUCCAAUAGUUCACCCAACUUUUCAUUUGGUACGCCUUGGUCUAAGGAUAAUUUGAAGAUUAUGAGGCAACAGCAACAACAAUCUCAUACCAAUCCACAUGGUAAUGACGCUGGAUGUCCAGAUUUGGUGUCUGGGUCAUCCUCGUCAACUACACCAUUAAAUGAUAACAUUCUCGUAACCCCCGAUGGUGUUACAGACAUGGGUACUAAGAAUGAUACGUCUUUAAAUUUUACUCGCAAUUUUGAAGAAGAAGUCGAUCCCUUUUGUGUGAAACUUGGUGAGGCAUGUGGCACGAAAAAGAAUCCAAUACCCAAAGCCAGAAGAUCUAUACCGAAUGACCGUACUCAACUGAAUCCCACAACUGAAUCAACGCGGUUUGACUCCCCAUUUUCACUUAUGUCUCCAUCAUAUCCUAAAUUCUCCACAGAACUGCACACAGGAGACAGUCAUGACUACAAUGAUAAUGAAUUGUUCAACUUGAACACUACCGAUUUUGAUUUCAAUUUGGUUGACAAUAAAUACAAAGAUUCUGAUGAUCCAUUGAGUUUCUUAAAUGACAACAACUUCGAUGUUUCACUAGCUUUUGGCAACUCAAACAAUGGUGGAGGCGAUAAAGAUAUUGCUGAUUUGCUAACUACCGAAGAGUCCAUGUACGAUCCGUUGAAUAAGGAUGAAGUAAACACUGAUUUCAAUUUCAAUGAUUUUAUCAAGAAUUCAGUCACUGAGAUAAAUGGAAAAACAGGCCUGAAAGAAAGUGGCGAGCCUGCAGUAGCCAAGAAAGAGGAUGAUGGUGAUGAUGAUGAUAGUAGCAAUGAGGUUGUUCCAGCACCAAAAGCUACAAUGAAGUGCAGUGAGAUUUGGGAUAGAAUUACUGCCCAUCCUAGGUAUACUGAAAUUGAUAUUGAUGGAUUAUGUAAUGAAAUGAAGAAUAAAGCCAAGUGCUCAGAGAAAGGGGUGGUUAUAAACGCAGAUGAUGUUAGUCUGUUGUUGGAAAGGAGCAUAAGAAGGUAG
Messenger RNA from Lodderomyces parapsilosis, 1503 nucleotides. RefSeq names its product DNA-binding transcription factor (gene CAP1). Gene Ontology annotation, molecular function: transcription cis-regulatory region binding; DNA-binding transcription activator activity, RNA polymerase II-specific. The transcript has a single exon. The record is from RefSeq and is a predicted model, not a curated record. Gene Ontology annotation, cellular component: RNA polymerase II transcription regulator complex. The coding region runs from base 1 to 1503 and encodes 500 amino acids. Lineage: Eukaryota; Fungi; Ascomycota; Pichiomycetes; Serinales; Debaryomycetaceae.